This is a messenger RNA of Cavia porcellus (domestic guinea pig), 34531 nucleotides long. RefSeq names its product small nuclear ribonucleoprotein Sm D2-like. Bases 27677 to 28030 code for a protein of 117 amino acids. Gene Ontology annotation, molecular function: RNA binding. NCBI's taxonomy places the organism in Eukaryota, Metazoa, Chordata, Mammalia, Rodentia, Caviidae. The transcript has a single exon. The record is from RefSeq and is a predicted model, not a curated record. Gene Ontology annotation, cellular component: precatalytic spliceosome; U4/U6 x U5 tri-snRNP complex; U2 snRNP. Gene Ontology annotation, biological process: RNA splicing; spliceosomal snRNP assembly.
GGCGGCCCGCGUCGGCGGGUGAGGGUGAGGGAGGGCAUGGCGCGGCCGCGAGCGGGCGCUGGGCCUCGUCCACCGCCCCUCGCCCGAGGUGAGAUAAGCCGAAUCCAGCUGGCUGAAGCUGUGCUAAUUGCCAGACGCCCUAGGAUUCGUCGUCUUUACCUCAGAAAUGCACCUCAGUUAUGGACUUGAAGAAUUUUGGAUCCUGGAGGAUCUGGAACAUAGCCCAUCCCUUUACAGAGGCGAAAGCCUGGUUUCCCCAGCCAUGUGCUGAGCAGAAUCCCUACCUGUGCGAGGAUGGACGCUUAUGGAUGAGGAUGUGUGGAGUGUGCAAGCCUUAGACAAAGGGUUUGUGCGGUAGCUGGUCCAACCCUCUUUCAGAACGAGAUCUGACUUUUAGGGGAUAAAUCUUUUUUUUUUUUUUUUUUUGGCUUUUUCGUUUUUACCGGUACCAGGGAUCGAACUCACGACUGCCUGCUUUCGAGGCAGCCACUUAUGCCGCUGAGCUAAAUCCCCAGCCCCUAGGGGAUAAAUCUUUAAACAACAAAUAUUCGAGUAUUCAGUCGGGCGUGAUAGUUCACGCCUGUAAUCUCAGCUACUGGGACAGCUGAGGCAGAAGAAUCGAGAUUUCGAGGCCAGUCUGGGCAGUAUAGCAAGACUCCGUCUCAAAAAAAAAAAAAAAAAAGGAGAGAGGGGAGCGGAGAAACAGGUGUUCUGGUGGCAACUGAGACACCCCAGAAGGGUCUGGCUUGGCUUACCAACUCCUGGAUACUCUGAUCAGUUCUUGGUCUUUCUCUGAAGCUCAGAGUAGAAACUGAUGGACUGUGGAGACAAAAGGUGAGGUAAGGUAUUACUAUGAAAGCCUAUCAUUCUUGGAUGGUGAAGGGAAAACACGAUUUGUGAAAGGUUGUGUGGAGCUUACUUUACAGACUGCAGCAGAAUCUAAAGAACAGGAUAAGAAUGGAUGGAAACCAAGGCUGUUUAUAAACCACCUACUUUAUAUUCACUGUUCCCACAGUGUCAUGCAGAGGGCAUAUGAGGAAGAAAAAGAAACAAGGUUAGACAUCACCCUGGUGAUCUGUGAGGCACAUAGGAUCUCAAAAGGAAGACUCCAUAGCAUAUGACCCUUCAGUUGAAAGGAAUAGCAUUUAAAUUAGAAAAGGAGGACGCUCAAAAUGUUAUUGUGGGGCCAGGGAUGUAGCUCAGUAGCACAGCACCUGCCUGGCAAACACAGGGUCCUGAGUUUGAUUCCCAGUAUCAAAAAAAAAAAAAGUUAUUGUGAUUUGAAAGAUAUGGAGAAUAUGGUUAUCUUUGAGCAGGGGGAGCUAGAUUCAUUCUUGAUGAGGAAAGCCAUUUCUUUCUAAAAAGCUGCACCAGAGAACAAAAGAAUUUCCAGGCCAUUCAUUUUACAGAAAACAUGGAAAAAAUUACAGCUAGGAAUUUAGAAAAUCUGCAUAAACUUAGAUGUAAAAGUUUUUAGCAGGCGGUUCUAUUGACAGAAUUCCCAUUUUACAGAUAAAUCUUCUGUUAAGAAAGGCGUUUGUCAUACAAGCGGUUGUCCCACUUUUCAUAUGGAGUGAUGAAUCUGGUCUAUUUUUUUGAUUUAAUCAGUUUUUUUUAAUUUGCAAAGAAAAUUCAGAUAUACAUGUGUUCAAUAUGAGCCCUUUGUGGUAGUACACACCUGUAAUCCCAGCCCUCUGGGAGGCUGAGGUAAUGCCAUCUCAAAUCUGAUCCCAGUCUGAGCAAUUUAGCAACACUAUCCCAAAAUUUUUAAAAAGGAAGAGGCUGUACGGGCUGAGAUUUUAGCUCAGUGUGAAGGUCCUGAGUUCAUUCCCAGUACUGUGAAAAGAAUAGAGCAAUGUGGAGAAAAGUGCGUGGGUUUUUUGUCUUUUUGUGACAGGGUUUCACUGUAUAGUUCAGGCUGGCCUUGAACUCAUUUUGUAACCCAGGUUGGCUUUGAACUUUCAGCUGAUCUUCCUGCCUCAGCCUCCUAAAGGCUGGGAUUACAGGCAUAUGCCAUCAUGCCAGGCAAGUAUAUGAUUUUUAAAUAGUAAUUUCUGAUUCUGAUUACCAAGGUCAGUGUUGCUUCCCUGAUAAAACUGAUUGUCAGUGUAUAUUUGACUUUGGAGUGGGAUUCCCCUCACAGAGAAAUAAGAGAAGAUACAUUGAAAACAAAAUGUAUAUAGAUCAAAUCAAUUUGAGUAAGAAAGAUUUGUCUUAAGUGCAUAAAUGAAUGCCAGAUUAUCACUGUGGAAACAGCUGCAGCUAUGCAUUUUGUUGACAUUUUGCACUUGUGGGAUUAUUUUGUGUGGAUACUUCAAAAAUAAGGAUGCAUUAUCAGAAGCCUGCAUAAUCUAUGGAGAAAAUGAGUAUUAGUAACCAAUUUCUGUCAGGAAAGCUUCCUGAAAAUAAUUGUAUUCUAUGUAGAAACCCCAUUACUUUAGUGUUGACUCAGGUGGAAGGAAGAAAGAGGCCAAAAUCCAAAUAAAGAUGUAAGAAGCCAGUUGUCCUCUACAGACUUGGAUUGGAUGUGAACCUAUACUGUGGAAGUGCAAACACUGCUUGAGUAAGUGAACUGGCUACCAAGUGCCCCAUGGAAUGCCACAAUCAGAAAGACACUUAUUUUGUCUCUUAAGAGGGGAGUAUUAGAAUUGUAGAGAACUCUCAAAGUGUUUCUACCGUUGCUAUGACAAUGAAACCUUUGACAAAUAAUUACUUCCUUCUACUUCAUUAUCAUGCAACUAACAGGUCAGUUAUCAAGUUUGACCUAUAAUAAAAUAAUCAACAGUAUUUGACAGGCCUAAGGUAAGAGGAAACCUUACCAGAUAAACCAGUAAUGCUAACAGGAUCUACUUUCACUGAACUGAAUUUUUUUUUUCUUUUUCUCUGUAUUGGACUUUGAAUCCAAGGGUUUCCUACAGUUCUACCACUGAGCUACAUCCCAGUCUUUUUAUGUUUUAUUUUGAGCUCUGUGUGAUGAUGCAUGCUUGAAUUUUGGGAGGCUGAAGCUGCAAGUUUGAGGCCCACCUGAACUACGAAGUGAGACCCUGUCUCAAGAAAAAGAAAGGAAAAAACAAGCACCCCCCCCCCCACACACACACACACUACACCAUGCUUUAGAACUGGUUUGUGAGAGGAGUUUGGAAAGUUUUAGAACUGCGUGCUGGAGGAGUAGUCCUGGAAUGCUGUGAGGCAAGCUAAAUGGGAAAUUCUGGUUAGAAUUCAGAAGACAGGAAUGCAGAUACAAAUGCAUAUGGUAAAGACAAGAGUAAGAUUUCAAUUGGGAACAAAGACUCCAUUAACAGGUAGACUUAAGAUGAUAUAUGUUACACUCUAGAAGAAAAUUCAUACAGACUUUGCUUAUGUCCUGAGACUGUGAGAGCAGAUUACAGGGUAUAGACUAAUUUGGCAGAGGAAAUUUCAAGGCAGCCCAACAUUCAGGUUAUGGGAUGAAUACUAUGGGGGCUAUUGGGUGCUCUACAGCACAUCUGAAUGAUUUAAAAUUUUUUGAAUUUCACCAUAGAGGAAGUGCCUGUAAAAUUGGUGGCCAAAAAGAUGGGAACAGAGGAGAAAUUAGCUUUUAAAAAGAAGCCAAAUGCUGGGCAUGGUGGUAUAUGCUUAUAAUUCCAGCACUCAGGAGGCUGAGGCAAGAGGAUUGCAGAGUUUGAGGCCAGCCUAGGAUACAGAGUGGGAAUAAGCAAGGAAAGAGCAAAGCCAGUCCCAAAGAGAAACCAUGGGGGCUAAAAUCAUCAGCAGUUGAAUACGGGGAAGGCCACCCAACUCCUUUGGAGAAGCAUCUUGCCACAACUUUCCCUAGGUGCUGGACAUAGAACUACAGGAUUUAAUGUUUGCCUUACUGGAUUUUGGUCUUGUUUUGGUCCAGUUUCUUUCUCUCCUGCUGUCCUGCCUUGGGGCCAGCCAACAGUGGACUGAAACUUCUGGAAGGGUGGCAGGUAUUAGAGCUCUGUGAUGAGAAAGUUACUAAAACUCGUGUUUUAUAAACAGGAAUGAGCCAGGUAUGAUGGGGCACACGCCUGUAAGGAGCCCAGGGUGGGACUGCCAUGAGUUCCAGGCCAGGCUGAGCUACACAGUGAGUUCAAAGCCAGCCUGAACCUUGUAUUGAGACCCUAGCUCCAAAAAAACCCCAAAAAAACCCUCACUAAAAUACUAUCACAUCAAACCAAGGAAAAGGAAAUGAAAAUUUUCUAUCUCUGUGCUUAAGUACUAUCACUUCUCAAGUAACCAGUGAUAAAAUAUGCACUUGGUUCCAGGAUAGCUUCAGAAUGGGAGAGUUCAGGUAGGGAAUAUAGUGCAGUGGAACAGCACCUGCCUGGCAAGUGCAAGGUCCUGACUGAGUUCAAUUCACGGUGCCUUCCCCUCUCCUCGCCCCCCCCCCCAAAAAAAAAUAGAAUUGAGAAGGUGAGGACAGCUAAUCUCUGAGAGCUGCUUCUGUCAGGAUUUCUAUCAGUUCUCUAUAAUGAAGGGUUAAGAACGAAGGCUGUGAAAAAUAGAAACCAAGUAUUGAGUAUAUGCUUUCCUUCUCAGCCAAGAUAACUGUUUUUCCCCAUCUGUCAGCUUUCAAUUUCUUAUGAGAACAGAGAACUCCAAAAUAGAAACUAUUCUACUUGGCUUUGAGACUUACCAUAUACUUUAUAUCCUCAAAGUUUUUAUUAUUUACUUUCACAAUUACAUUUUGCUUAAAAUGAUAACCUUAGGCCAGACAUGGUAAUAUAUAUCUAUAAUCUCAGCAGUACCUAUAAUCCCAACACCCUGAGGCUGAGACAUGAGGAUCAUAAAUUGGAGCCUGGUUUGGACAAAUUAGUAAUUAAUUUAGCCCUUGUCUCAAAAAAAAAAAGCAGUGGAAAUGGGAAUAUAGCUCAGGGUGAAAGCCCUGGGUUCUUUCCCCAGUCAUCUCCCUGCCAAUUAUAACCUUAGGCAAAUCAUGUAACCUCAUAACUUCUUUUUUCUCAUUGAUACUUGGAUGGAACAUAAUCUCCUAAUCUGUAUAAUUUGUAACACAAAAUGAAAUGAAAAUGACAUCAAUGUCUGACACUAGAGAAAUGAAACACUGGUUCUUAUAGUCAGUAACAUAUCAUAACGCUUAAACUGUUUGUGAGGAUUAAGGAUGUAACUCAGGUAAGAGUGCUUUCCUUGCAUGUGCGAAAACAUGGGUUUAAUCCCUGGUAUUGGGAAGGAAAAAAAGAAACUACUUAAAGUAAAAUGAAAAAUGUUUAUGUCAAAUGGUAAAUGAAAAAACUCCAGAAACAAAAUUAUGAAUAUAGUUUGAUCAUAAGUACCUCAAACAAAUGUAGCUGGGCAUGGUGGUGCAUACCUGUAAUUUGAGUACUCUGGGAGGCCUGUGGUGGAUUGACAGGUGGUCAACUUGUAAUACUUGCUGAACCGAAUCAGCGUGGUGGUGAGUAUAGAUGGCCCACCUAAAGAUUCUUGACUAUAUAAAAAGGAGAACUGGAGAGGAAGGGGUGGUAGUGUUGGUUUUCCUGGUGCUGUUAGUUCUCCUGGAGGACCUUGUCGAGCUUCUUUUCUGAUAGGAACUUGGCUAUUCUCAUCAGAGGAGCUUGGGACCUUGUUGUCACUGAGAAUAUCUGCGGUUCUCUUUGGGGAAACUUUGUUCCUUCCUUUGAGCAUCACUUCCUAGCUCUGGAGGGGACGAUGGUGUACUGCUUAGUCUCGUGGAGAAGCUAGUCACACUGGCUUCCUGAUAUGAACUGGACUAUUCUUAUCAUUGGAGAAGCUUGGGACCUCACUCUCACUGAGGAUGGCUAUGAUACUUUCGAGGGGAGCUCUGGCCUUUGUUUUACGCAUUGCUUCCUGGCUCCAGUGCAGAACCCUUAGCCUGCUGGCACAGAUCCUUCAUCCCACUGGCACAGACUUGCUAGCUUCCACCGCUGACCUUUGAGCCUUCUCAGUGCAGAUCUGUGAAACAGACUUGCAUGAGUCAUUGUCGUGGGCUCUAGGCCUCCCAUUGGACUUGUAGGAGGCAUUCUCAUAGGCUCUAGAUCUUUGGCUGAAUGUAUGUAGGACCUUGCAAUGGGAUCCAGGUCCUCAGCUGGAUUCUUUGAGGUCUCUUAUGUGUAGACAGAUUUUGGCACUUUCUGUGUUUGACUCUUUGGGUGACUAUUAUAAAAUAAUACUGACACAUAAUUAAAUUGUUUUCCUUGAAAACUCUGACUACAACACGGGCUAAAACAGGAGAAGCACAAGUUUGAGCCUAGUCUGGACAAUUUUAAGACCCUGCUUCAGAGUAAAACUUUUUUAAAACUUCUGGGUAUGAAACUCAGUAUAAAGGCCCUGGGUUCAAUUCUCAGUGUUGAAGGAAAAAUAAAACUUUUUGAAAAUUAAAACAGUAUUACAAAAAAAGAAUAUAAAAAGAAAACAUAGUGAUAUUAUAUACUAUAUAAUACUUUUUAUUAAAUUAUAUUUAUUUCAUUUUCUGAGAAAGAGCCUUGCUAUGUAGUACAUACCAGUCCUGAACUCUAUGUAGCCCAAUCUGGCCUUGAAGUUGUGACCCUCCUUCCACAGGCUCUCAAGUAUUAGGAUUACAGCACACACCACCCACCACACCCAUCCUAGAAGAGUUUGUGGGGUUUUAUUUAUUUAUUUUUUGUGUGUCUUUUGAGGCAAGAUCUCAUUUUGUAGUUGAGGCUGUCCUUGAACUCACUAUGUACCUUAGAGUAGCCUUAAACUAGCAGCAGUCCGCCUGUUUCAACCUCCCAAGUGCUGAAAUUAUAGGCAUGUAUUACCAAGCCAGGUCUAACACAAUUUAUAAAUACAGGGGAACUGCAAGUUCGAGGCCACCUUGGGCUACAUAGCAACUUCAAGGCUGGCAUGGACUACAUAAAGACCCAGUCUCAGAAAACAUAUGUACAUACAUAACAAACAAAUUGAUGUGAGGGAUUUGGUGUGUAGCUCAGUGGUAGAAUACUUGCCUCACGUGCACAAGACCCUAGGUUCCAUCCCCAAUACUGCAACAAUUAAUUUAAAAUGUGUGUGGAAAGUGUGGCAGAAACUGGGCAGUGCAAAUGUUUCCUAUUUCAGGUGUCAGUGAACCAAACUGUAAGGUUACCUAGAUCAUGAAUUUACUUGUAUGUCAUUGAAAGGUAGUUUUACAGAUCUUACAGCCUUUUCUGAGGCUGUUAUUUCUUUGGUGCUUGCUGAAGAGUUUUGACUCUUAGAUUUUUCUUUUGUGCUUGUUGAUGGGUAGCUUUCUGCAAAAAGGGUGACUGGACCAGUCCAGCCAAUGGGGAACCGUUUAACCUUCCCAGGCACUAGAGGCGAGAUAGCAGAGGUAGAUAACAUGUGUCUGGGUUGCUGUGUCCCUGGGUCCCUUAAGUGUGUCCUAUAGUGAAAAUCCAGAAGGAAGUCAGGUGAACCCCCCCAAACUAUCUUUUGCUGCCACAGAAAGAAUAGAGCACUUAUUUCUGCACAGAAGGUUGAAAACAACGAAAACCUGUCAUUUAGUUUUGUCCAUUGAAAACCAUUUUGUUUUGUUUUUGUUUUAGGGAUUGAACUGUGCCUUCACACUGACCUACAUCCCACUGAAAAAACAUUUUUCAUGAUAAUUUAAAAGUCACCCACUGGCCUGGAGAUGUAAUUCAGUGGUAGAGCACUUGCCUCGCACAUCCAGGGCCCUGGGUUCAAUCCCCAGCCCUACAAAAACAAAAACCUCACCUUUUGGGACCAUAGUUAAAACUAAAAUAUGUAGCAUAGUUUUUUCUGUGUUGGCUGCUUCAUGUACCUUACAGAUGUGUGCUGUGCAAAGUAGAGUGUUUGUUUACGUGCCUGCCACAGGAACGAUCUUUGAAUACUCCCUAUUCUCUUAGUCCUUGGAUCAUUCUUCUGUGCACUCCAGGUUCUUAUGUAAUGCCUGAUUCACUGUGUGUUUAAAAAUAUUGGGAAAUAGCUUGAUUCAUGCCAGUAAUUUCAGCACUAUAGGUAGUCAAAAUAAGGGGAUCACUGAUCUGAGCCCAACCUGGGCAACUAACUUAAACGCUGUCUCAAAAUAAAAAAUUUAAAAAGGGAUGUGGGCUGAGUUUGAUUCCCAGUACCAAAAAAGGAAAAAAAAAAAAGAUAUACAUGUGUCUCAGUGCAAAAGUGGCUGGCUUCCUUCCCCAGUACCAGAUUAGGAUAAGCUAGAAGGGAAUGAAUGAGUAAAGGACUGUAAUGGCUAAAUACUCUACCUUUAAAAGGGGAAUGGCAAAGAGGAGAGUCAUGUUUAAGGAAGGAAAAAUUCACUGAAGAAGCUAAUAGUCGCCCAGGUGGGAAUUUCUAAUAGACACUUAGAAGUAUGGAGGUGGAGUUGGAGUAUUCUGUCAGGGCUGGAGAUAAGACAUUAGGAAUAGAGCCAGGUGUAGGAGCACAUUUCUAUAAUCCCAGCGCUUUGGGAGGUUAAAGCAGGAGGAUCACUGUGAAUUCGAGACCAGCCUCGGCUACAUAGUGAAUUUAAGGUCCAUCUGAACUGAUUAGUGAGACCCUGUCUCAAAAAAAUAAAAAUAAAAAUGAGGUUAGGAAUAUUUUCCUGGCAGUCACAGUGAAAUUGACGGAUAAAGUUCCUUGGAGAGAGAGUAUGGCUGAGGAUGGAAAUUUUCAGGGGAGUGUCAGUCUGCCUUUGGCUGUUACGCCAUAAGAGAAAAGAAUGAUGCUGUUAUUGCCAUAUUUUUAAAAUCAAUAAAGGGCCAGGGGUAUAGUUAAGGGUUUGAACACUAACAUGAACAAGGCCCUAGGUUCAAUCCCUAGCACUAAGGUUUAAAAAAAACAAACAGUAGAGAUAUAAUAUAGAUGAUACAUGGGUGCUUUUCCUGUUAUUAUCACCUGUAGCUUUUUAUACUUUAAAAUUUUUAAAUGUAUUUGUUUUCUUGAGACAGGGUCUCACUGUGUAGUUCUGGCUGGCCUGAAGCUUACUAAAUAGCCUCAACCUUCCAGAGUGCUUGGGGUAUAGGCUUGCACCCAUGUAUCCAGUUGAGCUGACCCUUUUGUGCACUGGUUUCCUUCCUGGAACAUGGGUGGAGGAGGGCGGAGUAGGGAAUUGGUCUAUACUGUGAUUCCCCGGUGGCCUGCCUAAGAGUUUAUUCUGUAAGUACCGUGUGCUAACCCAUUACACCACUGGAGCUCCACAACCUAGAACUUUACUGCCCUGACAGUUUUUUGAGCUGGGGAAUAGCAUUUUUCCCCUGCCCUAGUUUUGUUUUUGCUCUUAGUGUUUUUGCUCUUUGUUUUUGCUCUGUUCAUAGAAACAAACCAUAGAGAAACUAAAUUUUCUCCGUGGACUCUCUAGAUCAUUGAAAGCCAGGUUCCAGAUAAUUAAUUAUAACUAUAGUUUGUAAAACUCCAUCCUGAUUUCUUUACUUAGGCUCUUAUUUUUCAGUGGGAACAUAAAUGCAGCACAAUAAACCUCAUACCUAUCUGAAAUCAUUAGUAUUAUCAUUUCAGGCUCUUUAAGUUGUAGGUUUGUUAGUGGGGAGAUGUAACUGUAUGUAGUCUUUUAGCUGUGAACAUGCAUCUAGAACUCGGAAGCUGAACAUUUGUUCCAGGUUCAGUCUCUGGGGGUGAAGUAUACCUAUCUUUGCUCUGUGGGUCCAGCUCUGCUAGUUAGGUGUUGUUUGCCCAUCAGGCACACUACCUCAAUUCUGGAACUCAAGGGGGCCAGAAGAAAAGCUGAAGGACAGUAAGACAUACUUAUCUAAUUCUUGGUAUACAACUGUUGCUAAAGGUUACAUGAAAGGCAUUCUUGUUUAUUUCUCAACAGAUUCCUGGUUUCUACAAAGCAAAACAUUGGUCUUUUUGGGUUUGUUUUAUUUUCAUUUUUGAGGCAGGGGCUCACUAUGUAGGUCAGGCUGUCCUUGAAUUCACUAUGGAGUCCAGGUUUGCCUCAAACUUGUGGUGAUCUUCCUGCCUGUGCCUCCCAAGUGCUGGGACUGUAGGCAUGCACUACCACAUCCAGCAAAAAAUUGAUUUUCAAAUCCUUCUUUUCUUUUUUUUUUUUUUUUUUUGGCUGGGGAUUGAACCGAAGGUAUUCCUCAGGCUAAGCACAAGUUCUAGUGCCAAGUUAUCUCCCAGCCCCUAUAUAUAUUUUGAAAUUUUAGCUCCUUUACCAUGUUUUUGUGUUAAAGAUCCUUUUGCAACUGGUUAUUAAGUCUUACGGUGAGUUCCACAAUAUUAUUCAGGGUAGCUUGUACUCCUUGGAUAGUUUAUAGUCUUAAAAGUUUUAGCUGGGCACAGUGGCAUAAGGCUGCAAUCCCAGCACUCAGGAGGGUGAGACAUGAGGGUCAUGAAUUUGAAGCCAACCUGGGCUAUAUAAUGGGUUCAACACUGGCCUAAAAUAUGCAAUGAAAGCCUGCCUUUAAAAAAAAAAAAUAGUGACAUACGGCCUGUAAUUCCAACACUAGGAGGCUGACACAGGAGGAUUAACAUGAGUUUGAGGGCACCCUGGGCUACACAGAGUUCAGUCCAGCCUGAACUACAUAGAUCCUGUCUUAUUAAAAAAAAAAAAAAGAGCUGGGGAUUUAGCUCAGUGCCAUAAGCACCUGCCUGGCAAGCACGAGGUCAUGAGUUCAAUCCCUGGUACAAAAAAAAAUCCAAGCAGAACAACCAAUGUGGACCAAAGUCUCAGAGCAAGACUGAAGGAAUCUGGUGUAGUAGUAACUGCUAGCCUCUUGAAUACAAAUGUAAUGAAAAAGUGAUGUGGUGUGUUAGAGACCUGGGAAGCCUCCUAUCCACACUGCAGACCUAUUUGUGAGCCCUAUCAAAUAAUUUGGGGGCCAGGAAUAUAGAUCAAAUGCACAAGUGCCUACCUGGCAAGUACAAGUACAAGGUCCUGAGUUCUAUUCUCAAUACAAAAAAAAAAAAAAAAAAAAAAAAAAGAACUUGAUUGGGACUUAUCCAGCAGGCACUUGAAGGCUAGAGAAGGAAAUGAUCAGGAUCAGCAGAACUGCGGGUGUCUUUGGGGAACUAGAACAAUGAAUGUAUUGAAGAGAUAAUCCACAUAUCCAGUUGAUGGAAUAAUGGAUUGGCCUUAGGGACAGAGAGACUUCACUGCAGCCACAUGGCUGCUUGUAAACUGGUUAGGUUUGAGUCAUUUUCACUUGGUUGAGUCCACUGUCACUUUCCUUUUCUUCACAUCUGUGUGUUGGCAUUUGACUGAAUGUAUCCCAUUCCUGCUGAGUCCCUAUGAUCUUACAAGGCUUGACAGUGCAGUAUGCUUCACUGGUAAGGGAGCAUCUUACCUGUAUGGGACUGAGGUAACUAGGCCAUGUCAUGUAGAGGAGGGCUGAAAAUUGGAGAGAUGGUUUUGGGUGAGGGGACCCUUUUGGCAGUUGAUGUAACAAAAGGCAGCAGACAACUCAUCUUCCUGAUUCUAAGCUUAAUACAUUAUUUGACCGUUGUUUUCUUUCCUGAACAGUUAAACUUCAUAUUGCCUCCAACUACUUAGGCUAGUGACAUAGGAGUAUCUUUUCUUUUUCUUCAGUUCCUAGGAUUCAACCUAGGGUCUUUGCACUAAGCUACAUCCCAGCCAUUUGCUUUUGUUUUAUAACAAGAUCUCACUAAAUUGCUCAGUCUAGGCUUGAAUUUGUGGAAGCUUUAGGCUUCCACAGUGCUGAGGUUACAGGUAUGCAUUAGCACACUCAGGAUUCCACCCCCUCUGCUCCCACCUCCACGCCCACCCCUUUAAAUCCAGGGCCUUGCACCAAGCUACAUCUUAAGUCACAAAUAUCACCCUUCUUUUUUGAUUUUUUUGUUUGUUUGUUUUGGUUUUGGGUUGUUGUUGUUGUUGUUGUUGUUGUUAUUGUUGUUUGAGACAAGUUCUUACCAUGUGGUUCAGGCUGGCCAUGAACCCACUAGGUUAGCCCAGGCUGGUCUCAAAACUUGGAGCAGUCCUUCUGCUUCAUCCUAGUCUUCAGUGCUAGGAUGACAAUCAUGCACCACCAUAUCCAGGGCUAGCCCUUUUUAUUUUUCUGUUUUGAGACAGCAAUACACCUGUAAUCCUAGCACUUAGGAGACUGAGGGAGAAGCAUCACUGCAAAUGUGGAGGCCAGCCUAAACUACAUAGCAAGACCUUUCUUCAAAAAAAAUUUUUUUAAUUAAAAAAAUAAAACCAUAAGACAGAAUGGAAUCUUCAAGGGAGUAUAAAUAGGGAACAGAAAUGGACGAGGCCCUGAGCUGUGGUUACUACAGUCAUCACCCAGAAAAUCUAGCAGUGAGGACUGAAAGUUGGAAGGAAAAUUGAGAUGUUUGUGUUCUGGAAGCCUGGUGAAAAAGACUGUGGAAGGUGGGUGGGACAUAACCGCAUUGGAUGCUGCUGAUAGGUCUGAGUGAGCAGAGUAGGAGAACUGACUUGGAUUUAGCAACAUUUUAAUUGUAUUGACAAAUAUCAGGUAGCUGAAGCUUAGUUAUUUGUAGUGUGAUUUAUGGCCAAAAGUGUAGGCUUUUCAACCAUGAAUCUGGACACAGAGCAUCAUAAGAGUUGUGUAGUUGCUGUUUGAAGUUCUAAACAUUUUGUAUUUUUAGAGGAGAGGAGAAUGAGGGUUUGAACCAGGCCUUCACACUGAACUAUACCCCUAGCCCUUUUUUAUUUUGUCACUAGAUCUAAGUUGCUUGGAACAGGCUGAUUGGAACUUACGAUUCUCUUGCCUCAGCUUCCCAGAGUGCUAGGAUUAUAGGCCUGCAUUAUCACAUCUAACAAAAUAUUUUACUCUUUCCUCCUACCUCCUUGGCUCCAUUCUGUACUGAGGAAAUGCUUGGAUAGAUGUUUGGACUUCUCUGGAGAAAAGGGAGUAUGCCAAUUACAGGCUGACUCUGUACUGUAGGCUUGCGAACAUGCUGGAGAAUGAUUCCACAGCUUCCUGCUAAGCUUGUGCUCUAUUGCUGAUCUCUACCCUCAGUCAAACUGGCUUUUUCAUUGACUUUGGGUUGCUGGGUUUUGUUUUUUUUUUUUUUUUUUUUCUUUUUCUUUUUCUUUCUAAACUACCAGUGUCUGUCUAUGAGAAUUCAGCUCCAUGGUGUGGACAGUGCCUUUCUAAUACAGAACUCAAAAGUGCCGUACAGAUAUUGUAUAUCAUUUACCAUUUUAAGUUAGGCUAAUUUAUAUCCUGCUGAAUGCUGUCACAGAACUGUGUCUUUUUUUUUUUUUUUUUUUUUUGUCUUUUUCCUUUUUAUCGGUACUGGGGAUCGAACUCAUGACUGCCUGCUUGCAAGGCAGGCACGUAGGCCGCUGAGCUAAAUCCCCAGCCCCUCAGAACUAUGUCUUCCCUCUUCCUUUAUAGUACUAAUCUCAAAUUGUCAUGACAUGCUUAUGGUUUUUGUUUGUUUGGUUUGUUUUUUGUCUUUUUGAGGCAGAGGCCCAGGCUGGCCUCGAAUUCUCAGUGAUUCUUCUACCUCAGCCGCUUGAGUGCUGGGAUUGCAGGCGUGUACCAACAUGAGCAGCUCAGUUUGUAUAGUUUUUGAUUGUUUUAUCUCUCCCAGACUGUACAGUCCUUUUGAACAAAAGCUGUAACUAUUUUGUUCACUAACCUAGCCUGUGCUUUGUCUAUGGUUUGUGUUUGGUUGUCCCCCCUAGUACCUCAUGCCAUCAUGGAGACAGGCUUCUAGAGUUUGUGACUGAUUCAUAGUCCAGUUCUGGGAUUAUGGGUGUGAGUGCUAGACACAAAUGGUUGUGGCCUAAUACAUAUAAGAGACAGAGUCUUCUCUUGCACUCUUCUCUUUUUGCUUUUGUUGUUUUGCUAUCUUCUGCUGCCAUGAGCUGUUGCCCCUCUGCCAUGCCACUGUGCUUGGAGCCAACGAUUAUGGACUGAAACCUCCACAAACUGUGAGCUAAAUAAUCCUAUCCUUUCUUAAUUUUGGGUAUCAGGUAUUUUGUCUCAGCAAUGAGAGAAAAAUAACCAAGACAUGACCCAUAACAGAUCCUUAAUAAAUGUAUAUUAGGAGCUGGGGAUUUAGCUCAGCGGCAUAAGUACCUGCCUUGCAGGCAGGCAGUCGUGAGUUUGAUCCCCGGUACUGGUAAAAAUGAAAAAAAGACAAAAAAAAAUGUAUAUUAAUGAGUCUGUCUGCAUAAAUUGCAGGUGUAAUUUCACACAUAAGCACCUAAAAUAGCCUAUAAUUAGCUCAGCUAAAGUCACAGUCUGUUUUAAAAUGAGGUUGAAGGGCUAUCUCAUACUACUUAGGAGCCUGAUAUUAGCUUUGGCCACAGAGUUUUAUUUUAACUUUUUUGAUAGAGUGCAGUUGAACCUAGGGCCUUACUCAUGCUAGGCAAGAACUAUACCACUAAUCUACAUUCUCAUCCCAACAAUAUUUUAUUUUAUUUUAUUUAUGUUGAUACCAGGGAUUGAACUCACAGGCAGGCACUUAUGCCACUGAGCUAAAUCCCCAGCCCACCAACAUAUUUUAUAGUUAGAACUCAAGUAUAAAAAACUAUCUAGGCCAUGCAUGGUGGUGCACACCUGUAAUCCUAGCACUCAGGAGGCUGAAUUAUGAGUUCAAGGCCAGACUAACCUACAUAGUGAGUUUAAGGGCAACCUUAACUACAUAGCGAGAUCCUGUCUCGAUAAACAGGCAAACAAACAAACCAUCCAUAGAAAAAUCUAGUUUCCAAAUGAAUCUUUUGACCUUAUCCUUCCAAAUGGGAUUAUGACAAAGUCUGGUGGCACCUCAGUCUGUGGGAGGUUCAGAGCUCUGGCAGCUGCUCUCGCUGGGAAACUCCAGGUUUGGUGCUGGCUCUCUGUCCAGUCUUGGGCUAAAUGGACUUUGGGACUGAACUGGGGCUUCCACCUUUCUGUUAUGCCAUACCUUAUUGCUAAGCCACAAAUAAACAUACACCAUUUCCAUACUUAACAGCCAUAAUUGUUUGCUUACUUAGUGAUAGAGGGGAACUGUCUUUGAACCCUCUCUUUUAAUAUGAAUUCUCUUCAAAUGACAUCUUUUUUUUUUCCUCUUUUGGUGAUACUGGAGUUUGAACCCAGGGCCUUCAUAUUGAACUAUAUAUAUUCCCAGGCAGGGUCUCACUGUAUAGCCUAAGCUGGCCUCAAACUCACAGUCUUGCCUUGGCCUACCAAGUGCUGCAAUUAUUGGCAUAUGUCACUAUACCUUGUGAAAAGUAUCUUUAUGUAGACUCAGCAAUUGCUGAGACCAACUAGAUCACUGGGACUUAACCUCAUACUAUUUCCUCAGAAAACUUGUUCUCUUGGCCCCAACCAUUAUCUCCAUACUGAUAAAUGUCUCUCAAAUUAAGCUUACAGGAUUUUCUUUAUUUUAGAGAAACAGAGUUUUAAUUCAUAUAUAAUCAUUAUAAAUAUGAGCUCACAAACAAAUGGGUUGUUCUAUGCCCUUAACUACUUAUAAUGAUUUUUUGUUUUUGGUGGUACCGGAGAUUGAACUCACAAUCUCGCACUUGCCAGGCAGGUGCUUACAUUGCUGACCUAAACCCCAGCCCCCCAUAUAAUGAUUAAAAAUUGAAGCAUGUAUUUUUUUUAUUUUUAACCAGUACCAGGGAUCGAACUCAUGACCACCUGCUUGCAAGGCAGGUGCUUAUGCCACAGAGCUAAAUUCCUAGCCCCGAAGCAUAUAUUUUUAAAAUUGAGGUAUAAUUUACAUACAAUUAGGUGCACAGAUCUUAAGUAUACAAUUUGAGGAAUUUUAACAAUUUUUCAUCACGUAACCAUAGCACCAGUCAAGAAAUAGAACAUUUCCAUUACUGUAGCAUGUUUCCCUGUGUUCCUUUCUGGUUAAACCCCCUACUAGUUAAACUUCCACCACCACCACCACCACUUCUGUCUUUGGACCACUGUCACUAUAAAUGAGGCUCCUGUUUUUGUUCUUCAAAUGUAUGGAUUCUUGUUGGUUUUUUGUUUUGGUUUGGUUUGGGGUUUUUUGGUACCAGGAAUUGAAUACUGGGCCUUGUAUUUGCCAGGCAGGUAGUACACUGCCGAGCUACAUCCCUGGACCCCAAAUACAUGGAUUCUUUUUUUUGUCUUUUUCCUUUUUAUCAGUACCGGGGAUCGAACUCACAACUGCCUGCUUGCAAGGCAGGCGCUUAUGCCGCUGAGCUAAAUCCCCAGCCCCUAUAGAUUCUUACAGAAUGGGUUUUGUGGGUGUGUGCCUGGCAUCUUUCAUCCAGCACAAUGUUAGUAAGUUCCGUACAUAUGACUACAUGUACUAAUAGUUCAUUUUUACUUCUUUGCUUUGUUCCAUUGUAUGACAACAGUAUAAUUUGUUUAUUCAUUCUCCUAUUAAUGAACAUUGGGGUUUAUUUCUCACUUAAGUCAGUUCAAAUAAGGUAUUUGUGAACAUUUACAUAAAUUUGUGGACAUGUAUUUUUAUUUCUCGGAUAAAUAUCUAUGAAUGACAUUGCUGUGAUUGGAUUCAUAUGUGUAACUUUAUAUGAAGUUGUCAUUUUUAAAUGGUUGCACCAUUUGACAGUCCCAUCAAGGUUGUAUGUUCUAUAUUGUCUCCAAACUUUAGAAUUGUCAGCCUUCUUUAUCUUAAUCAUUCUAAUGGGUGUCUCACAGUGCUUUCAAUUUGUGUGGCCCUAGUGACUGUGAUAUGGUAUCCUUUUUAAAAAUAUUUUGUUUUAUUUUUUAUUUUUUAACACCAAGUACAUUCAUCAGAAAAGAUAUGCUUUCUUAUGUGCUUAGUACCCAUUCCUGUAUUCUGUUUUGGUACCUGAGGUUGAACUCAUGACCUCACACUUGCCAGUCAAGUGCUUUUGCUGCUGAACUAAAUCUCCAACCCCGUAUUCUGUUUUGAAAUUUGUCUUUUUAUUGUUAAUUUGUAAGUGUUCUUUAGCAGCCAAAACCGUUGUUAUAUAUGUAGGAGAUUUUUUUCCCUCAGUGUACGGCUUACCUUUUCAUUUUUAAAAUCAAGUCUUGUUCUUUUCUGUUUGUUUGUUUGUUUGUUUGUGACAAGGUCUCACUUUGUAGUUCAGGCUGGCCUUGCAUUUGCAGCAUUCCUUUUACCUCAGCCUCCCAAGUGCUGGGAUUGCAGAUAUGCACUAUCAUGCCUGACUUAAAUGGCACAUCUUUUUUUUAAUUUUUUUUUUUAUUUAAGGAGAAAAAGAAAAAAAAAAACAGAAAAAGAGUACAAGUUAUACAGAAUUUCAGAAAAAAAUAAACAAUAGGAAAUCACUAGUUAAUAGAUUACAUAUUGUUAUCUUAGAAAUAGUUGUUCAAGUUAUAAAAUUAAAGCAUAUAACGUGGACUUUCAAACAGUGAGACUGCAAACAGUUUUGUUCAAUGAUGCAACAAAACUCAGUAAUAUGGUUAUCUGUCUUAUACAUUUAAAUAUGUAUGCAGUUAUAACCUUUAGAGCACUUUCUUUUCCUUUCUUUUGUACAAUGACUAUUACACAUUUUGGGUUUUAUUACUCCCACAGUUCUUACUACUUUUUUUCGAGGAGAGUAAAACCAAAUGUGACAUAACAGAACAGAGUCAGUCAAAUCAAAAGGAUAAACAUAAUAGAUAAUGUAAAAACAAAAUACUAGGAGAUCAACAAUGGUUACCAUACUGCCUCUUGCUAUCUUAAAAAGAAUUGCCUAUAUCACAGUUAUAAUAAAAUUGAACAAAACAGUAAAGAAUAAAACCAAAAAAUUGGAGACAUUACAGGACUUUAAAAGAAGAUAAUAGUCAACCGGAAUGGGCGUCAUAAUGAAUCUUACUUUCUUUACAGUUGUUGCCUAUACUUUUGAACUUGGUACUAUCAAGCAAAGCAGAAUAGAGGAAAAUCAGUCAAAGGAAGAUGGUGACGGCUAUACAGGGUUUCAAGUCAAGUUAAUAGGAAAUCAAAGUGGGUUACUAUAAUGUAUCCUGCUUUUUUAUUUUUCCCUUAAUUAAAAAGAUAAAAAUAAAAAAGUAAAUAAUUUUAAAAAAGGAGACUGAGAUAAAAGAGGGCAAAACAACAAAACAGCACAGGUCAAAGCAUAACCAUUUAAGCAAAAUAGUGUUUCACCACAAGAUAUCCUGACCUAAAAGUAGUUACCAUAGUGUCUCUUUCCUUGAAAUCUUUGAGUAUAACUUCAUAUACUGUAGCACCAAACAUAUCAAGACAAUGUAAAACCAUUCAAGGGGAAUGACGGUAUUACAGGGUAUUUAGAACCAACUAUCAGAAAAUGAACAAUGGUUUCUGUAUAAUCUCCUUGUCUAUAAAAGUUUUUGUUUAUAUUAUCACAUAUAAUAAAAUACAAUAAGAUACAACCUGUUGAGACCGAUAGAGACAGAAGAGUAAAAGCUUGAUGGGACUUCAAAGCAAGAUGAUACUAAUCUGCACUAGCUAUUAUGAUGUCUUGUUUUCUCCAAAAUAGCUGUUCCUGCCAUCCAGUCUUCUCUGCCUCAUUUCUGUUGAGAUGUUUUUCUGUCGUUUGUUGUCAGUUUGUCUUCUUCAUUUCGCUCUCUGCUCCAUUCAUUGUGGCAUCUCUGCCACUGUUUCUGAAGUCUUGGUAUUUUCCUUUUUUAGAAUAUCCUGCAGUAUUCUCUGUAGAGUUGAAUUGGUGGUUGCAAAUUCCCCUAGUUCCUCUUUAUCCUGGAAGCACCUUGUUUUUCCAUCAAUUUCUAGGGACAGUUGUGCAGAAUAUAUCAAUCUUGGCUGGAGGUGGUUGUCUUUCAAAGUUUGAAUUAUUUCCCCCCACGCUGUUCGUCAUUUGAUGGUUUGUGCCGAGAAGUCUGCUGUAAUUCUGAUGGGUGUUCCCUUGUAAGUAAUCUGUUUCUUGUCUCUCACGGCUUUUAGUAUUCUGUUCUUAUAUUGGAUUUCUGGAAUUUUGAUUAUUAUAUGCCUGGGUGUAGCUCUGUUGGUUGUAGAUGGCUGGGGUCCUGUACACCUCAUACGUCUGAGUAUCUUUACCCUUUGCUAAAUUAGGGAAAUUCUCUUGGAUUAUUUCUGUGAAUAGUUUUGUAGUCCAUUUGUUUGUGUCCCUACUUCUUCUUUUAUGUUCUUAAUUCUUAAGUUAUAGAUCCUCUUAUCAUCUUCUAGCCUUUGUAUUAUUGCUGUUUGUUUUCUUGUUAUUUUUAAGAAGUUUUUCAUUUCAUGCUCCCAUAUUACAAAUCUUCCCUCCAAUUCAGAUAAUCUAUCCUUAGUUUCAAGCUGUUAUGCUAGUUUUCGAUAGAGUUUUUAGUUUCCUAGUAAUCUCUUUGAACCUGCUUCACAUAUUCUAUGUUUUCUCUAUUUUCUCCAUCAAACAAUUCUUCCCUUUUUUUCUGUUCUUCCAUUCCACCAUCUGUUUUUUCUUGGGCGGUGCUUAGCAUUUCUCUAACUAUUCUGCUUAUAUCUUGCUUUAUUUCAUUAAAUACUUCAUUUUUAAACUCAUCUAUGAGGCUCUGGAGAUACUGCUUUAUGUCUAUUGGUGCCGUGUCUGAUAUUGCAUGUUUUCUGUCUUCCUUUGUGUUUCCCUUUCCUGGAUCAGUGUUCUCAGGAUUGGGGACUGAGGACCCUUUCUUGUUGCUUCCUCUUCCCAUACUUUUUGUUCUUUCCAUACAAGUGAAUGUAGGAGGCCCAAUUUUUUUCUUUUUCGGUUACAGUUUGUUUGAAUUGUGCCGGCUAGGUGUUCCUGCCCACUGUAGUGUACUAGGGAGACACAGACCUGGGCAGCCUAUGUUGGGCCCACCCCUCCAGGUCAGCCUACCAAAGGCUUCACCGCUAAGGUGCACCUCCAGGCCCUGGGACCUGGUGUGGGCUAGCCUAUUGGGUCUUGGUCAGCGGUGUCACGCAGGCCAGGCACUCCCCACCAAUCCCACUUGGGAGGGGAAUAUGUGACUAAUGUCUCUGCAGUGCUCUAUUCCGGCAAGUCUGCCCGGUGCCAGUAUGUCCUUUGCUGGAGCCUCCUACUCUAUGAAAGGGUCCCCGUUCCUCUCACUCACUGCAAGUCGAUGUAGGGCUCCCUGCUAGUCCCACUCUCAGCUCCAUUGACAGAUGCCCGCUCUCAGAGCUUUCGCGCGUCUCUCUCUCUGCCCUGCAGAUUUGUACAUAGCAGUGGCAGCAGGAAGUUGUAAUCGCAGCUUCCAGUGGCACGGGUUCUAGCUUCGGUGCUGAGAUUUUAUCUGUUUCUGUUAUAGCACCAGGAUUGGAUUUCCAGUUGGUUUCUCUUAGCUUAGUUCAUUCCUGGGUCGGCAGGGUGUAUCUCCCCUUUCUUAGGACUCCUCAUACCACACCAUUCCUGGAUUUUAAGUGGGGUAUCUCAGAGACCCUCCAUAGCUGCUGCUAUCUAUCUGCCAUGUUCUUCUGGAAGCUGAAAUGGCACAUCUUUUAAUGAGCAGAAAAAUACUUCAAAUUUUGAAACCACUUGUGUUAGCUCCCUGUUACUAUAACAAAUAUCUGAACUUAGGGCCUUUUUAACCUGGGCUACAUUCCCAGCCCUUUUUUAUUGUGUUAUUUUGAGAUGGGGAUUAGGUUUAAUGUUUUGACAGAAAAUUAAUUGCAUUAGUGUGGCUUGCAGAUUAUAUUAAAAGGCAGUAACUUCAUCUAUAGAAAUUCCUCUUUUUAAAGCCUAGUACUAAAAAUAGCCUAUUUUGUAAUUUAAAAAAACAUGGUUACAAAGCAAACUAUUACCUGAUAUUUUUUAAAUAGUUUGAAUACAGCCACUUAGCCUCCAUCCAUCUGUAACUUUCUGAAGAGCUGACUACUUCUAAUAGGACCAAAGAGACACAAUCAUAGGACAAGUAAUUGUACUUGAAAAUAGCUAAUCAAAAAUAUUCUAAAAGAUACACUAAGAGAGUUUUUUAGAUGUGAAUAUCUGUGUGUGUGUGUUGUGUGUGUGGGGGGGGGGGACCCAACCCAGGGCCUUGUGCAUGCUAGUAAGUGCUCUACCAUUAAGCUGCAUCUGCAGCCCAAGGUGAAUUUUUUAAAAAUGAAUGAAAGGUAACAUGACAGAAGAACAUAACAACUCGAUUUCAGUAAAUAUUUCUCUCAACAUAGACAUAACUGGAUAGAGCAGAUGCAAAGGAAGGGAAAUACUUCUAACAAAUUUAUCUCCUUGGUCCAUUUGUAUUACAUACUGAGGGGUAUGAGAAAACUAGCAAGUGACUACACUGUACUCAACUGCUGUAAGCAAAACUGAGAGACAUUGUGGUGCAAAGGGAAAUGCCAGAUGGUGGAUGAUGCACAUUUGUCCCAGGUUUCAAAAGGUUGAAGAAACACUAUCUACAAGUGUCUGAGAUUGAUAUUGAUGAUUCCUAAGAAUAAUAGUGGGACUUCUUUUUAAGCAAAUAAGUGAUUCCUGCAUAUUCCCAAAGGAAAUUGAUGAACACUAAAAGAUGUGUAACCUUUAUGAUUUUAGGGGGAUGCUUGUUUUUGGUUUGAUUUGGUUUGGUUUGGUUUGGUAACAGAGUCUCCCUAUGUAGUUCAGACUGACCUUUUUUUUUUUUUUUUUCUUUUUGGUACCAGGGAUUGAACUCACAACCUCACGCUUGCCAGGCAGGCACUUAUACCACUGAGCUAAAUCCCCGGCCCAGACUAACCUUUAAACUUACUAUGUAAGCUAGUCUGGCCUCCUUCCUCAGCCUUCCAAGCACUGGGAUUAAAUGAUGUUCUACUAUGUCCGGCUGCCCUUUAUGAUUAAAAAGGACAUCAUCUAACAAACCUUCAUGAAUGUAUAAUACUAUACCAGAUGCCUUAAGUGAUAAAAAUCUAAUAUUUGACCUUGAGAUUAUGGUCAAUUCUGAUUCUGUUGGGAUUUUUUUUUAAAUGCAUUUAUGGAAUUGGUUGGUCUGGGCAUUGUGAAAUAUAGAUAUCAUUUAUUUGAUUGUGAGUUGUGCUUUACAGUUUCUCAUCCCACUGGACAAAAGGACUAGUGAGGGCCAGUACAAUUCUAUGAAAUUGUAAUUACUUGAAGUACCUAACCCACAAAGUAAUAGAAGCCUCAGGUUCCUCAUCUGUCUCAUGUUAUAACAGUUAAAUACAGAAGACUGGAAUAUAGUGUUUACUUAGAAAAAUGUUAGCUAUUAUUGGCUUGAAGACAGCAUGUUGAUACAAAGUUGAUGGAAAGAGUGAAAAAAUAUCCAAAAUUAUCUCAAUUGAUAAACAACUGCCCAAAUUAAAUCAAGUGAAAUUGAUUAGAGAAACAAGUUGAAGUACUGAAUUUUGGUUCAAAAAACUAGAAUUGGUACAUCCAUUUUCAUAACUAUUUUUCAUAAUAGCUGAAAUAUUCAGCUCGGAUAUCCAUUGACAGAUGAAUGGAUAAGCAAAAUGUGGUAUAGUCAUACAAAUGAGUGCUCAUUUGGCAGCACAUAAACUAAAAUUGAAAUUAUACAUAUGAUGGAAUAUUUUAUUAUUUUUAUUACUAUUAUGGAAUAUUAUUCAACCUUAAAAAGGAAGGAAAUUCUGACAUAGGUUACCACAGUUUUUUUAUUGUUGUUGGUUUGGCUUGGUUUUGUCUUUUUGAGAUACCAUAUUAGUACACUGUUCAGGCUGGCCUUGAGUGCACUUUAGCCCAGGCUGAUCUCGAACUUGCAGUGAUCCUUCUACCUCAGGACUGCUGAGAUUACAGGCAUGUGCUUCCAUACCCAGGUGUUUGGUUUUGUUUUUGAGACAGAGUCUCUCUGUGUAGCUUUGAACUUGCUUUGUAGCCCAUACCAGCCUAGAACUUGGAAUCCUCUUGUCUCUGCCUCUCAGUGCCAAUUAAAAAAAUUUUAAGGCUUGGGAGUUAAUCCAGUGAUAGAAUUUAUACCUAGAAAUCGUGAGGCCCUGAGUUCAAUCCCCAGCACUGCAAAAUAAAAAUAAAACCUGACUACCCAAGAACAGAAUAUUUACUAGGACCUUUAAGAAGUCCUGCAGUGUGAAGAUGACAUAGCUAAUCUAUAUUCUGAAAAAGAGGCAAAAAGGGACUGGGGAUUUAGCUCAGCGACAUAAGCGCCUGCCUUGCAAGCAGGCAGUUGUGAGUUCAAUCCCUGGUACCGAUUAAAAAAAAAAAAAGAGGCAAAAAGAUCAGACUACAUUUACAAUAUGAUCAGCUUUUUGCCCAAUAAUAACUGUUAGGUCCCCCAUCUGAGAGACAGCAUAAUUAAUCAUCAUGGCAACGGUUCAAAACUGUGCCCUGAUAAUACACACUUCUUUCUCAGAAGCCCCUAUAGCUUCUUCCUCCCAAAGGUCUGCCAAAGCUCAGGCAUGUAAAGGUUUACCCAUUCCCCUGCACUCUUAACAGAACAAAUCAGCUUACAUCAGUCCUCAGGGCUCUACCCCCAUCAGAGCCUGUAUCAGGCAGAACCUGUCCUUUGUCUGCAGGGAGAGCCACACAGCCUUCUCUGUGAUGACUCACUCUGUGCCCUCCCCCAUUAAACUUUCUUAUCUACUUGCCUCCUCUCUUUAAUAUUCUGUGCUGCUCUAGAUUGAGUACAAGUCACUCAAUCAGUAACCUCAAAUUUCAGUAAUUUUAGACAAUCUUUAUUAUUUCUCAUGAUUCUUUGGGUGACCUGGGUGAUAGUUCUAGUCCUGAGUCAGCUCAGCUAGACUUGGCUGUCGUGGUCUCACUCACAUAACUGGUGUUUGGCUCAGCAUCAGCUGGGGCAGGACAGUGGGGAUGAUUUGGUCGCUUGUCUAUUGUGGUGCAGCUGUAUGGCUUGGGCUUAUUCAUCUUCCAGCUUCUUGUGUCAUAUUGCCAGUGUCCAAUUGGCCAGAGCAAGAAAGAUAGUUAACCCUGAGGUGACUGGCAACCCAGUGGCUUAAACAAAGGGAGUUUGUCAUCAUUUUGUACACAACCUGCCACAGCUUGGGAAACAUUAAAAUCAUCACAGUUCCACAGUGUGGGAAUUUCAUGGGGACACAUUUCAAGUCUAUCUAAAGAACUUUCUGCCUCAGGAGAACAGAAGUAAGCUACCAGUAAAAGAAGGACUUUGUCAUUAAAUGUGCUGAAAGGAUUUUGGAACCUUUUGUUUUCCCAACUGGAACCUGUUACAUCAUUUCCUCCAGGAAACCUUGCCUGCACAUCACUCGAGCGUGCUAGAUACUGGUACUCCUGUUUGUGCUAAACUCUCUAGCCUCCUCCCUUCUCCCCUCUGUCUAUUUGUUUGUCUGUCUCUGUCUCUCACGUUUCUGUGGCUCUGCCUGUCAUACCUUAACGGAUUUGCUCAAGUAUCUGUCUUGUCUAUGAGAUGAAACUUCUUGAGGCUACAGGUAAUUUACAAUUCAUCCUCUCAGUGCCAGUGUCUUCAAAAAAAUUGCCGGUGGGUGUGGUGGCACAUGCCUGCUAUACCUGCACUCAAACUGAUGCAGGAGGAUUGCCACAAAUUCAAGACCAGACUGAGCUACAUAGUAAGUUCAAGGCCACUUGAACUACAAAGCAAGACCCUGUCUCAAAAAACCAAAAAAAGAAGAAAAAAGAAAAGAAAAAGAAAAAAAGCAGUUGUGCCAUGCUCAGUUUACCUCUCGGUAGCAACCCCAAGCCAUAGAAUCUAUGUUCCUUAUGGAAAGAGUUAGGGAGAAAAAAAGAGUUCCCGCCAGUUGAGAUUGCCUCUUUUAAAGAACAUUUCCAUAAAUUUUACUAAACUGUACCUUUUUGUUUUUCUUUGAACUGCAUGAGGAUAUUAUUCAGCCUAGACAAGUGCCCUACCACAGAGCUACAUCCCCUACCCAAACCGCCCUCCUGUGCUUAUGUCAUUAGAUAUAGCUCUGUGCAAGGAAGACUGGGGAAAUAGUUUGGGCUAUGUAUGUUGUUACCUCCAAUAUUUUAGUAGUGUUAAAAACAAAAUUAUAGGGCUGGGAAUUUAGCUCAGCUGCAUAAGCACCUGCCUUGCAAGUGUGCAGUCGUGAGUUCGAUCCCUGAUACCGAUAAAAACGAAAAAGACAAAAAAAGGGGGGGGGUUAAUGAAAAGCUUUUAAUGAAGAAAUUAUUUACAGUUCCUCAGGCUAUAAACAUGAGAUAGUAUUGCAGCUGGUUGAUAUUACCACCCUAGCCACUGUAGACAGAGGUGUUCUUAUUCCUUGAACCCAGCAAACUCUAUGACCUGGGUCUAUGGCAGGGUCCCUUAUUGAAGAAGCUGUGACCUUGGUCAAGGAAAAUACUUUUGGCAAACCACAUUCUGGAAGGGAAAGAGGAUAGAGUAUUAAGUAUUUAGCUCUUUUCUUCUUGCUCUCUGAUCUCUUCCUGGUAUCCAAGUAGAAGUCAGAAGACCUGGAACCCUGGACAUUAGCCAUUUACUUCCUCUUCUCCUCCUCCUUCUUUCACUCUCUCUCUCUCCCUUUUUUUUUUUUUUUUUUUUUUUUUUGUACUGGGAUCAAACUCAAAACCAUGUGCAGGGAAAACAGGAGCUUAUGCUGCUGAGCUAAAUCCCCAGCCCCUCCUUCUCCUUUUGAGGGGAGCAAUACUGGGGAUUAAAUCAAGAGCCCUGUACUACAAGGGCUGUCUCUACAACUGAGCUAGAUUCAUGGGUCCCCUUUUAAUUUUGAGACUAGUUGGCUUUGAACCUGUGACAGUCAUGCUGCAUCAGCCUCUUGAGUUGCUGGGGUUACAGGUGUGUGUCCCUAUGCCUUGUCUCCAGAUUUGCCUUCUGAUGCAUGAGACACCACAGAACAGAGGAUCAAAGGGGAAAGGGUACAGACCAAGCACACCCGCCUUGUCAGAGUCCACAUUCCUUAGAUUAGCACUGGUCUUUCUGACUUGUCAUCUUCAAACAUAAGUCUCUUCAUCAUUCUGUGUCCCACAGUACCCCAUUACUGUAUAAUAAAGAUGUGAUUCAUAAACAAAUUAGUAUUGUUUUGAAUGGUGAAUCUGAAACACGCAGUUACCAGGUCACAUAGCAAAACACACUUGCCUGCUCAGACUCAUCAUAAGGAUGAAGGAGUUAUCCUACAUAUAUACAUGUUACAAAUGACUAUUUUGGGGCUGGGGAUUUAGCUCAGCGGCAUAAGCGCCUGCCUUGCAAGCAGGCAGCCGUGAGUUCGAUCCCCGGUACCGAUAAAAAGGAAAAAGACAAAAAAGAAAAACAAAUGACUAUUUUACAGAGGCUGAGAGAGCUAAGUAACCUGCUCAAGGUUUCACAUUGGUUGUAGCACUUGCACACAGCCAGUUGUGGGAACCUAGAAAAUUACCUGGCCUCUCUGAAGUUCUGUUUUCUCAACUAUAAAACAGGUUUGCACGGACUUGGAGACAGGCUGCACACUUCCUGGCCUGUUGUACUCACUAUAUAUUAGAUCCAGAUUUAUCCCAUAUUCCUAUAUGGCUUUUACAGAGAGACAUCUGUCGCAUUCAUAUGUAAUAGAAGGUAAUAGUAACAUUUUUAAAACUUGACCUAUGGGGGCUGGUGAGAUAGCUCAGUGGCAUAGUGCCUACUGGCAAGUGUGAGAGUGUGAGUUUGAUUCUUGGUACAAAAAAAGAAAAAAAAAAAAGCUUGACCUAUGUUCCAGGAGUAGUGGCUGACACCUAUAAUCCCAGCACUCAGGAAACUGGGUUGCUGUGAGUUCAGGGCCAGCCUGGGCUCUAAUAGUUCAAGGUGAGACUGGACUACACAUCAAGACCCUGUCUCAAAAAAACAAGGACUUCUGGGAAGAUGAUGGAGUGGCUAGCCACAGAGAAGUAGCCUCUGAAAUUUGGUGUCCCAAUGCUGAGAUAUAGUAACAAGAGGAAGAGAAAAGGGAAAUGGGUCCCCAGGAACCAGCAAGGAUAAAAAGUGAGAACAGAAGCCCACAGGGAGAGCAAAGAGAGAGACCUCAGUGCACAAGAAGGAAGGUAGCAAGCUCAAUUUCCUCAUUGCAUGUGAAGGGCAAUUUGAACCUGCAGAUACACAGUGACUACUGGCAACCUCAGAGUCCUCUAUGGAGAAAUGCACCAGUGGAAUGGAGCAGUGGACACAGCAGACUGUGCUGGCUGGUGAGUUACUCAGUUUCAGACAUACCCCAGCAGAGAGUGAUUGCAGUAGCCAUCUUGGAGGGGAGCCAACUGAGCUGGGAACUGAGAACAGCUGCAGGCUGUCUCCAUCUAGUAGCUGUCAGUGCCAGAGUGAGAUGGAACUGCGUUCAAGCUGGCAGGAGGCACUCAGAGUGUUAUGGGUUGAACAAAUUGGGUUACAGCCUCAUAGCUAGAAACCAUCCUGAACUUCAGUGAAACUAAAGGUGCAAACUUGCUGGGAUAAUCCAUUAUUCCUCCUGUAAUGGAUAACAUUAAAACUAUGCCUGGCUUGCUGGGAUUGAUCAACAUAGAUCUGGACUUGUCUGUCCAUUUGGUUUAUCUGUGACAGCUGCGAAAUGCCUUGAUGUGGAUGGGUGUUUUGUGUGGGUGUGUCUUUUUUUCUCAUUUUCUUUUUCUUUGUUUUUUGUUUGUUGUCUUUUUGAAACAGUCUCACUAUGCAGUUCAGGCUGGUCUCAAACUUGCAACAUUCAUCUGGCCUUAGCUUCCCAAGUGCUGGGAUUACACUUAGCUUGUUGUUUUUGUUGUUAUUGUUCUUCUUCUCUUCUGUUCUUAUUUUUACUUCUUUGGUCUCUCUUUCCUACCAUUCUUUGCUAGUGUCUUGGUUACUUUUCUCUUAAUGCGAGAUAAAAUACCUGAUAACCAAAAUUAAGGAAAGAAAAGUUUAUUUAGCUCACAGUUUUCGGGGGCCAGGUUUAGUCCAUAAUCAACUGGCUUCAUGGCAAGAUGGCAUGGCCCAGGGCAAUACUUCAAGGUGGCAGAAGACAGCAAAAGUAGUAAGUGCAAAAAGAGGGGAAACAGGAGACCGAAGCAAUGCAAAGGAAAAAAGAGUAACCCAAGGUUGCAGCUGCCACCAUGAGCCUCCUCAACAAGCCCAAGAGUGAGAUAACCCCAGAGGAGCUGCAAAAGCGGGAGGAGGAGAAAUUUAACACAGGUCCACUCUCAGUGCUGACCCAGUCAAUCAAGAACAACACCCAGGUGCUCAUCGACUGCCGCAACAACAAAAAACUCCUAGGCCUGGUGAAGGCCUUUGACAGGCACUGCAACAUGGUGCUGGAGAACGUGAAAGAGAUGUGGACUGAGGUCCCCAAAAGCGGCAAGGGCAAGAAGUCCAAGCCAGUCAACAAGGACUGCUACAUCUCCAAGAUGUUCCUGCAUGGGGAGUCUGUCAUCAUGGUGCUGCGGAACCCACUUAUCGCUGUCAAGUAGGGGCCUCGUCCUUGCUGUCAGGACCAGGCAUUUUCAUCUUGGGUAGGCGUACAGCUUUAAAUCUGAAGGAGACAAAGCCAAAGCAACAAUUACAUAUGCAUGAGCCAAAUAAUAGAAUUAACAGGAUUAGUAUGAGUACAAUUAACAGAGAUUUCCACCAAGAGGAGCUAUAAUGGCUUCCCAUAAGGAGGGUAAGGAUAAGGUCCAGGAAAUUUUAGAAUCUGACAUAUCAUUGAUUUGUCAUCUAACUUCUUGAACAGUUAAUUGAAAUAUUAACAGAAGGAUCAGGAAUGUACACAUAUUUAGUUUUUACAAUUGCAUAAGUACCUCCAGUGUUGUUAGAAUGUCUAAUGCCAUCAAAGUUUGGAGGUCUGUCUUAUUAAUAAAAAAAAAGAUUUCUUAAAAUAGCAAGAGUCCCACUGUUUGAAAGUCCACUUUAUAUGCUUUAAUUUUGUAACUUGAACAACUAUUUCUAAGAUAACAAUAUGUAUGUAUUAACUAGUGAUUUCCUAUUGUUUAUUUUUUCUGAAAUUCUGUAUAACUUGUACCCUAUUUCUGUUUUUAUCUUUCUUUUUCUCCUUAAUAAAAAAAAAAAAAUAGCAAGAGUCCACAAAUCAGUCCAGCACCUGCUAGAUGAUGUGAAGAAGAAUAACAUAAGAUUGAUCAGAGUCAGUGAAAAAGCAGGAGAUAGAACAAACAGCAUAAAAAACCUGUUCACAGAGUAAUGGCAGAAAAUAUCCCAAGCAUGAAAAAAUUUGACAUAUAGAUAAAUGAGGCAUAUAGAACGCUAAUUAGCCAUGAUCAAAAGAAAUCUACACUGAGGCAUAUAAUACCAAAUUCCAGCUGGAGAUAUAGCUUUCUGGCAUAAGCACCUCCCUGACAAAUGCAAGGUGCUGAGUUUGAUUCCUGAUACCAAAAACAUCCAGAAAUUCACCCCAAAAAUGGGAUAUUGAAAAUUGUUAUAAAGGAAAACCCAUUAGAAUCACAGCAGUCUUCUCAGUACAAACCCUCAAGUCAAGGAAAACUUGAAAUAUUUUAAACCCUAAAUGAAAACAAUCUCCAACUUAAGACUGCUGUCCCUCACUAAACUAUCUUUCAAAAUUGAUGGAGAAGUAAGGUACUUCCAUGAUAAAGAACACCUGAAGAAAUUCUUAACCACUAAACCAGCACCCCAAAAUAUUCUGAAGGAAAAAAACAGUAUUCUGAAGGACAUUUAAGUGGCACAGUUUGUAAUAGCUAAGUUUUGGAAACAGCCCAAAUGUCCAUCAUCCAAUGAAUGGAUAAAGCAGAUGUGUUUUUUAAUACAAUGUAGUACUGCUGUGUCAUAAAGAAGGAUAAGUUUGAGACAUUUUUAGUUAAAUGAAUGUGUCUUGAGACCGUGCUCCUUAGUGAAAUAAAUUGGACAUGCAUGUUUAUAUACCACAUUAUUUCUCUGGUAUGAGAAACCAAAAGUGUAAAUAAGAGCCAGAAGGUAUAAUGAUGUUGGGAAAUGGGAAGAAAAUGUUCAAACGAAGGGGAAAAUGAAAAAAGGGUCAAGAAAAAAAAAAAAGAAUACCAGGAAAAAGUGGAAACAAAACUUUCAUAAAUAAAGGAAAGAAGGGUUAAAGAGAUGGUGGGAAAAAAGCAAGAUCAUGUAUAGGUAUAAAUUCACUGUGAUGAAUGUUAUCGUGUUUUUUUAAAGAAUAAAAAUCUUAAAAAACAAAACAGAAUAAAGCCAAUCAAAACAAAAUAGUGAAAAAAAAUAGUGAAUGUGGUACAGAACUUCAAAACAGAAUAAUAGGAAAGCAUAAUGGCAUAGUAUCUCUUGCUAUCCUCACCAUCCAUACCAUCAGACAUAGCAAAAUCAAACAAAAUAAGACCAAUCAGAACAGAGCAUUAAAUAAAACAUAACAGUAAAUCAGAACAAAACUAAACAGAACAGUGUUGGAUUUCAGAAGCAAGGUAAAUCAGAAGGCCUUGGGUUGCAGCUCAGUGCAGAGGCUUUGGGUUCAAUCUCCAGUACCCCUUCCCCCACAAAAAAAAGAAGCCUCAAAAAUUUAAGCAGAGUGGAGGAUUUAGCUCAGCAACAUAAGCGCCUGCCUGGCAAGUGUGUGGUUGUGAGUUUGAUCCCUGGCACAAAGUUAAGCAGAAUCUUACUUAUCUAGUACUAUAAAUUAAAUUAAAGUUCCCAGAAUAGCCAUGACCCUUAGAUUUACAAAAACAAAAACAACAACAAAAACCACUUUUAAGUUGAGAAAAUAACCAAAAUAGCUGAAGCUGAAGCCCAGGGCAUGAAAAUUACAGAUACUAUGUAACUGACCUAUGCUCAACAAAGGAAGCCUACAAUGGCGGCCAAUAGAAGAGAGAAAAAGUAGAAAAGGCAAGAAAGGUGGGAUGUUUACUUCCAGAAAGAAUGCAAAUGGUUAAGAUAAGAUAGAACCACAGGGAUAUAGUGCAGGACACCAGUCAGGUGGCAGAGUGGCGUGAAAGGAAGUGUGUUGUUAGGAGUGUCAGUCAGAAAAUCCAAGGCAUGUUUAGUUCAGUGAUUCAUGCAGGCACAGGUGUGUUUUGCAUAGUGUCAAGCAGCACACAGUGCUUCUCCAGGCUCUACUGGCAAACUAACCCCUAUCGCAGAUAUGGAAUUUGCACUGUAUGUAUAUCUAAAUGCAAAAGAGCUGGAAGCUGGAAUGUGGGUCAGUGAUAGAGCACUUGUCUUGUACAAGGUCCUGGGUUCAAUCCCCAACACCAGAAAAAAAAAAAUGUUCUAUUCAUCUUAAGAAACAGCAUUAGGAUUUGAAUCCAAAUAUUGUUGUUGUCUUUGCGUAUACCAUAUGUGCUUACCAUUUCAUUUUUUUUAAUAAUAGUACUGGGCUACAAUCUCAGUUUUUUUUUUUUGAGACAGAGUCUCACUGUGUAGUUCAGGCUGGUCUUAGACUUACUGUGUAGCCCAGACUAAUGUCAAACUCACAGUGAUCCUCCUGCCUCAGCCUCCUGAGUGCUGGAAUUACAGGUAUGCACUACUGCACCUGGUUUGUAAUUUUAUUUUGACACAAGGCCUUGCUGGGCUUGAAUUUGCCGUUCUGCUUUGGUUUCCCAGACUAGUGGAAUUACAGGUAUGCACCAUCAAACCCAGCUCUCACUGGGUUUGGUAUAAAGGAUUCAAUCUCCAGGACUACGAAAAAAGGGCCAGGGAAGAGUAAGGGGAAGGGGGAGGGAAAAAGGGGAGUGGGUAACUCACAGUGAAUUUAGGGUUAUAUUAAGCCUGAAACCCAGCCGGAGUAGAGAGCACUGCUUUAGCUAGAGGACAGAUGCUGCAUGACGGACCUGCUCUGAGCAGGUCCAAAUCUCAUCUCAUUCACAUGAUUUGUUAUGUAUAUAGAGAUCCUUGAACACUUAAACAUGGGUAUAUAUCUUUUGCACUUUUUUUCCCUAAGUACACUUCAGAUAGUGUUUGCUUUCCUGUUUUCAAUGAAUAAAUGGUGAAUGUCUUUCAGGUUGUUAAAGGUCUUCUAAUCUCAUCGUUUUCAGUGCCGCCAUACCUUUAUGUAUCUAAUACAUUAAUUUUUCAUGGAAAUAACAAAAUUUCAUAACCAAAUAAUAGAAUAACAAUAGAAACUAGUAGUAUAACUAUCUUGUAUUUAGGGGUGUUUUUCCCUUUCCCUUCCUUCCUUUCUCCUUUCCCACAACCUAGUUCCUUUUUCCUUUUGAACAAAUUCUUCCCAUUUCACAAUAUCUAUUGUACAUUUUGGACCUGUGUAUACUCCUGGAGACAAUACGAUGUUUACACUUAUGAGUCUUGAUUUAUUUCACUUAUGAAUAUAGUCUCAAGUUGUCUCCCUUUACCUAUAAAAGUCUUGUACCAAGGAUAUAGCUCAGUGGCACAGUGCCUGCCUGGCAAGUUUGAUUCCCAGUACUUUAAAAAAAAAAAAAAAGCCUCAAGCUUAUCCUUUUUAUAGCAGAGUAAUACUCCAUUCUAGAAAAAGAUCAUAUCUUUUUUACCUGCUUCCCUGUUGAUGGACAUUUGGCCUGUUUCCAAGAUUUAGCUAUUACAAAUUGUGCUGCUGUAAACAUGGACGCGCAUAUAUCACUGUAAUAUGAUGCUAGCCUAUUACUUUACAACAGCAAGUAGAAACACCAAAACAACAAGAUUUGGAGGCAUAUUAAGCACUGAUUAGGAUCAUUUCCAGCAUAUCAUACCCUGAUCUCUGGUAGUUUAGGCCUUUAUAUAUAUGAGAUAAGCAGGAAGUACAGAGGCAGAAUGGCUUGUCAGUUGGGGAUUGUUUUAUACAAUGUGCAUCAUAGUGACCAGCUGUUUCUAAAACACAGAAGCAACCAGAUCUCAACAGGAAAUAUUACCUGGGCAACUGAGAAACUGAAGUAUACUGGGGGGGGGGCAUUUUCUAUUACAGCUUUUAUUGGACAUCUAGAUAUGUUCCAGUUUUUCAAUACUAUUUUCAGUAUUAAUAAAGGUGAAUUACGAAUUUUAAAUAAACCGGACGUGGUGGCUCACGCCUAUAAUCCCAGCACUUGGGAGGCUGAGGUGGGAGGGUUGUUGGGAGUUUGAGACCAGCCUGGGCUACAAAGUGAGCUCAAGGCCAGCCUGAACUGUAUAGCGAGACUCUGUCUCACAAAAAGACAAAAAAGGGGCUGGGGAUUUAGCUCAGUGGCAUAAGUGCCUGCCUUGUAAGCAGGCAGUCAUGAGUUCGAUCCCUGGUACCGGUAAAAAGGAAAAAGACAAAAAAGAAAAAAGAAUUUUAAAUAAAUCUUUGCCAAGGAUGCCUGGCCAGACCAGAUGGACAUGUCUGUGUCUGGACAAGCCUGAUAACAGAACAUUCCUCCUUUUGUUUAACUGAUGAUCUUACAGUAUAAUUAAAAUGUAACAGGAUAUUUCUUCCACUGUAUAACAUAUGCUUUGUAUAACUGAUGACCUUUACACCCCCUUAGCAACCUAAAGAUGUUACCCAAACCUUCCAAUCAUAAUGCACUGAAUCUGCGUUUGUACCUCCCCCUUGCCUUCUCCAUAAAAGCCCCAGAGACCCGCUGGGAGAUGCUGGCUCUUUGGACAAAUCCCAGUCAAGGCCACUAGUGUAAUAAACUGCCUCCUAAAACUCCUCAGUGCUGUAUCUUCCCAUGUUUGUUCUCUUUUUCCAUAGCAUUAAAACUAAGCAUCUUUAAGUUGAUGCGAUAGCACACACCUGUAAUCCUAGCACUCAAGAAGGGUGAGACAGGAGGAUCUUUGGAAAUUCAACACCAGCCUGGGCUACAUAGGGAAUUCAAGAAUAGACUCAACUAUGUAGCAAGAUCCUGUCUCCAAAAAUCAAAAAAAAAGAAAAAAAAGGAGAAGAAUCUUUUUAGUCUAUGUAAUUCUUCUCUGUCUUGUUUGUUUUUUUUUUUUUUUUUUUGGUUUUGCUUUUUUGAAAUUUUUUUUUUUUUAAUCGGUACAGGGGAUCGAACUCACAACCGCCUGCUUACAAGGCAGGUGCUUAUGCCGCUGAGCUAAAUCCCCAGCCCCUUGGUUUUGCUUUUUGAGACAGGGUCUUACUAUCAUAGUUCAGGCUGGCCUUGAACUCACUAGCCCAGUGUGGCCUUUAACUUGUAGCAAUCCUCCUGCUUAAGCCUCUUGAGUCCUGGGAUUACUUUCUCUUUCCUCUUGUACUGCUUUUUGCUUUCCACUCUUUUUUUCUUUGUCACAUAACAAUACAACCAUGAAGUUUUAUGUAAGGAGGAUUUUUGUGAUGUUGUUUCAAGACAGGGCCUCAUCAUGUUCUUAAGGCUGGCCUGGAACUCAUGAUAUAGCCUCAAAUUCUUGGUGGUCUUUAUGCCUCAGCCUCCCAAGUGCUGGAAUUAAGGCAUAUACUACCAUGACUUUUGCAAAAAAGAACUUUGAAGAUAGUCAUACUCCUUAUUUUGUAGUUAAGGCCCCCAAAGCUAAAUGACUUGACCAAAGUUACAAGGAAAGAAUGUAGCAGAAGAGUUGUAACCCUAAUUUACCCACUUUGUUUUUUAGGACAGAGUUUUGCUAUAUAGUCCCGACUGGCCUUUAGCUUAUUACAUACUCUGGGUGGCUCAUAUUUACCAUUAUCCUUCUUCCUCAGCCUUCCAGUUGCUGGGAUUACGGAUAUGCCUCACUACUGGUACCUUUACCCACUUUUCGUUUUCCUGCCUUCUCUGAUUUGCAGGAGAUGGCUACUACUGUUAUCCUUCAGUUUCCAUGGAGAAGAUUUAGCAGUUUGUCACUGGAAUUUGUUUUACAGUUUUGAAAAAGAUGGUGACAUAUGUGUUUGUGUGGCGAAGAUGGCUGUAGUUGCGUUUGUUACCCAAUACAGAGUUUGCAAACAAAAACAGAAUUUUACAAAAUGUUUCUGUUUGUGAAUCAAAUUCUUUACAAAUAAAAGCAUUCAUGAACCAAGGUACCACUGUACCCAUUUGUGUUUUUUGGGCAGAGAAUUUACUGCCUCCAAAUACAAGCUAAUUUAGUGGCCUCAUCUGAGUGUGCCCUUCCCUACUAACUGUGGCAUGUUG